This is a messenger RNA of Pygocentrus nattereri (red-bellied piranha), 2517 nucleotides long. It is a transcript of the gene notum1a, whose product is annotated as notum, palmitoleoyl-protein carboxylesterase a. The record is from RefSeq and is a predicted model, not a curated record. The transcript has 11 exons. Lineage: Eukaryota; Metazoa; Chordata; Actinopteri; Characiformes; Serrasalmidae. Gene Ontology annotation, molecular function: hydrolase activity. The coding region runs from base 184 to 1707 and encodes 507 amino acids.
CUUUAAUAACGUGUAGUGUUUUCUAGAGCCCAGCCGACGGCCCUGCGCUCAUUGUGGUGGUGUUUUAGUUCGACAGAGAAAAGUCACCUGUCCCCCUGUGUACUGUGAGGAACGCCGGCAGCUCGCGCUCUCUCCACAGCCCGUUUUCCACAGCAGCUCAGACGUGUAACUUGACUGAGGGAGAUGUACAGCAAGCGGCAGCAGGAGAGGCUAACAGUAAUCUGUCUUGUCCACUCGGCGCUGGUGCUGGGGCUUCUUCAGUCCGGAGCUGUGGGUGCCCGUAGGCUCCGGGGAGGCCGCAGCGAGCGCAGAGCUUCCCUGCUGCCCUCAGCCCCUCAUCGCCAGCGCGGCGACACCACCACAACCGAGAGUUUCGCGCUGGACUUCACGGCCGUCGAAGACAACAUGGACAGUUUCAUGACUCAGGUGAAAAACCUGGCGCAGUCCCUGUAUCCGUGCUCCGCGCAGAAGCUCGACAACGACAUGAAGUUGCAUUUUCUGGAAAAUAUGUCAGUUACCUGCAACGACGGCACACCUGCUGGGUACUAUCUGAAAGAGUCACGGGGAAGCAGAAGAUGGUUGAUCUUUCUAGAAGGUGGGUGGUACUGCUUCAACAAGGAGAACUGUGACAGCAGAUAUGAGACAAUGAGAAGGCUCAUGAGCUCCUCAAAAUGGCCACAGACCAAGACAGGCACAGGUAUUUUGUCUCCACUACCGGAGGAUAAUCCUCACUGGUGGAAUGCCAACAUGGUGUUUAUUCCAUAUUGCUCCAGUGAUGUGUGGAGUGGAGCCACCCCCAAAACAGAUCAAAAUGACUAUGCCUUCAUGGGUUCGCUCAUUAUAAAGGAAGUGGUGAAAAAUCUGCUAAGUAAAGGUCUGGACAACGGCAAGAUUCUACUCCUAGCUGGAAGCAGUGCGGGCGGUACUGGAGUGCUGCUGAAUGUGGAUGCUGUGUCAGAGCUGCUGGAAGAGCUGGGUCACCCCAACAUACAGGUGAGGGGUUUAUCUGACUCUGGCUGGUUUCUGGACAACAAGCAGUACCUCUGCACAGACUGUGUGGACACAAUCAGCUGUGCCCCUACAGAGGCCAUCAAGAGGGGAAUCAAGUAUUGGGGAGGUGUUGUGCCUGAGCGUUGUAGACUGGCACAUGAAGGGAGUGAAUGGAACUGUUUCUUUGGUUAUCGAGUUUACCCAACAAUUAGACGACCUGUGUUUGUGGUGCAGUGGCUUUUUGAUGAGGCACAGCUGACUGUGGACAACAUCCAUCUUAUGGGUCAGCCUGUCCAGGAGGGACAGUGGCGUUAUAUACAGAACCUGGGCAUAGAGCUCAGAAACACUCUCAAAGAUGUCCCAGCCAUGUUUGCUCCAGCAUGCCUCUCACAUGAGGUCAUCACAAGAAACUACUGGAUUGACAUACAGGUGAAAGGGACAUCUCUUCCAAGAGCUCUCCACUGCUGGGAACGCAGUCUCCAUGACAACAGCAAAAACAGCAAAGCCCCACCCAAAGGAUGUCCCAUGCACUUGAUUGACAACUGCCCGUGGCCCCACUGCAACCCAACCUGCCCUACCAUCCGAGAUCAGGUCACCGGGCAGGAGAUGAAUGUCAUCCAGUUUCUCAUGCAUAUGGGCUUUGAUGUGCAGAAGAUGGCUCAGCAGCAGGGCAUGGACCCCAGCAAGCUUCUGGGCAUGCUCAGCAGUGGCAGCUAAACAUCAUGGCAAUGGAAGGACUGCCUCCCUGCUUUGGUGGUACUUCCUGUCUGGCUGUUAUGAUACCUCUGAACAGUGACCUCGGACCACCUUAACCUGACCUGUUCCCUAACCUCACCAUGAACACCUCCCCAUCCCUCAGUAUAACAUUCCAGUCCUCAUUGGAGAUGUUAGAGAUCCCUCAAAUGUUUAUUUAGGAUGAUAGUGCUGUUGUCAAAUCCACUUCAAUGAAAAACAAGGGCUGCUCACUGUCUCAUGCAGUGCAUAGUUGCAGAGGGAGCUUUUAAAAACAACCAGGGCAUAUCAUGCGUGUUUCUUGCCUCUUAAAAGAAUACUUAACCCAAAACAUGCUGUUGGUGCUAAUGAUCAAAAGUGACAGGCAGGCAGUAUUAGCAUGUCAAUCAAGCUAAACACUUCAGUAUAGUUCUCAGGGCGCAUUUACUAAGCACAUCCAAAAACAAAGUUAAAAAACUGCAAAGUAGUAGUAGUAGUUUUUAACUAAUUUACAUUAGUGUAUAUGAUACCAGCUUUCUUUGUUCAUCAACUUUUUAGGCAUUAACUAUGUAGAUAAUAGCUAGUGAAGACUUGCGUUGUGUUGUAAACAACCCUACUUUCACCUGACGUCCCAUAGGGCCAGUUGACUUUGGCAUGUUUUUGCAGUCGAAAGUUAGUUCUGCACAAAUUAAGCCUGUCUAGCCUGCCAUUAGUUACUGUUCAUUCACUUUUAGCCACAUAAAUGUUUUUGGGUGAAGCAUUCUUGAAAUUAGUCUUUGGUUGUAAACGUAUGACGAAUGUAAUGCAGUUUUACAG